AUGUCAGAAAUAAAUGAACGUAUCGAUAAUGCUGAACAUGAAUAUUUAAUGAAAAAGAAAAAGAAUACAAGUGUCCAAAAACAAAAAGGUAUACAAUCUAUUAAAAAUAUUAUCUAUAGUGCACAUACAAACAAAGAUAACAUUAUUGUGUGUUUGAGCGAGCUUGAGAGUUAGUUUCAAUGAUUCCAAUUAAUAAUAAUAGUGGAUACAUAUACCAUGUUAUUAUUUUCAGUUAUCUAGCUUUGUUUAUAUUGAUAUUUAAAUUAACCAUCUCAAAAACAAGUUAGAUACCUAUCUACCAGGUAUCAAUGGAUAUUGAUGCUUAUAAAACAGGAUGCGAUUAUUUGAAUAUGAACAUUGAAUAGCUUGCAAUGAAACAGCUUGCUAUCCCCAAGUGCACACAAUUUAAGACAAAUUGUAUCUAUCGUUUUAAAUAGGUACCUACCUACCUAUCUACCUAUAUUACAUGUCUUUUUCAGGUUUAUUAAAUGAAAAAUUUCUCGGGAUGAUCGAGGAAAUUAACAAAGACUUUAAACAAAUAAAAAAAUUAUUCAUGAACGGUACAAACAAUAAUUCAUCGUGCGAUUUUAAUACCCAUAAAAUGAAUCAUAUUAAUAGUAUGUCUGCCGGCGAAGAUAUUGCUGAUAAUAAUAUACUUGUUAAUCGAAAUACAAAUGACCAAAACAAAUAUUACGACUUUCAAAACUCUGCUAAGUUUGAGUAUAAUGAUGAAUUUGACCGGUAUAUAAAUAAAAGUCAACGUACAGCAUGUUCUCAAGAUAAUAUAGAAUUUUGGUGUACAAAUAAUCAAAUAAUGUAUAAUGGACAGAGCUUACAGCAUGAAACAAUUGAAGGGCUUUAUCAAAUUAAAAUAGAAGACCUAAACGCCGCGGGCGUAAUAAAUACUGUGCAUUUCUUUUCGUGGGAAAAUCAAUCUAUUUGCCAAUGUGGAAUGACGUAUAAUUCAAAUUAA
Cinara cedri is the source of this 973-nucleotide messenger RNA. The record is from the annotation of a GenBank genome assembly. NCBI's taxonomy places the organism in Eukaryota, Metazoa, Arthropoda, Insecta, Hemiptera, Aphididae.